AAUAACACAACCAAGCGCAUUCCUGAGCGCUUACCCGGGCACCAGGUAGCAAGCUCGUACCGGCCGAGACUCACAGGAUCGUCCAUCACCUCCCGUACAGCAGAGCUCAGUGCAGCUGCAGUCCUACGAGAAGACGCAGGACGUCCUCAUGACAUUAAAGACGAACACAUAGCGGACUCUAUGUGUGGCGGAACGUUGUGGAUUACUACUGGAGAGAGACUCAAUAAGCCGUGUUGUCGUGCGUAAAGUGACGCGCGUAGGAUGAUUAAGUUUCUCACGUUUGCUAUCCUCCUGGUGUGGGCAGUCCGGGGGCGCGUCGUCCACAGGAGGAACACUCCGUGCCCGGACGCCUGCGAUGCGUCACGGUGCCCCUCUGCCCCCGCGUCCUGCUCAUACGGGCUGACCAAAGACCGCUGCGCCUGCUGCUCCAUCUGCGCGGCCGGGGAGGGCGACUCGUGCGGGGCGGGAGCCGCGGAGCGGACCGGGGAGGCGUGCGGGGACGGGUUGGUGUGCGGUUACGCAGCGGAGGGGGACCGCAGUGAGCGCAGUGCGUGCGUGUGCGUGUCCGGCGGCCUGGUGUGUGGCAGCGACGGGCGGACCUACCCGAGCCUCUGCCGCCUGAGAGCGGAGAACAGGAGGGCCGAGUUCGGCAGGGGCCCUUCGGUCAUCCUAAUGGAGAGGGGCCAAUGCGGUGCAGGCACCAGGCAUCCUGAGAGCAUGCGCUACAAAUUCAACUUCAUCGCUGACGUGGUGGACAAGAUCGCCCCGGCGGUGGUCCACCUGGAGCUCUUCAGAAGCGUGCCGUUCUCUGAGCAGGACGUCCCGGUGUCCAGCGGGUCAGGGUUCAUCGUGUCCCAGGACGGCUGGAUCGUCACCAACGCCCACGUGGUGGCCAACAAGAGGCGCAUCAGGGUGGAGCUUCAGAGCGGCGUGCGCUACGACGCCACCAUCACCGACGUGGACAACAAGCUCGACGUGGCGCUCAUCAAGAUCGACUCGGAGUACCCGCUGCCGGUGCUUCAGCUGGGCCGGUCCUCGGACCUGCGGCCGGGGGAGUUUGUGGUGGCCAUCGGCAGCCCCUUCUCCCUGCAGAACACGGUGACCACGGGGAUCAUCAGCACUGCCCAGAGACACGGAGCCGAGCUGGGCCUCACCGACUCCACCAUGGAGUACAUCCAGACGGACGCCAUCAUCAACUCGUUAAAAUGCACUUUAUUUCUUCUCCACGUGUGUUUCUCCUCUCAUCGGCGCCGGUUCCACCGGCAGUACGGGAACUCAGGAGGCCCUCUGGUGAACCUGGACGGCGAUGUAAUAGGCAUUAACACCCUCAAAGUCACCGCGGGGAUAUCCUUCGCCAUCCCCGCCGACAAGAUACGGCAGUUCCUCGCCGAGUCCUACGACAGACAGACCAAGGGAAGUACAAAGUCGAAGAAGAAGUACAUAGGAGUCCGCAUGCUGCAGCUGUCCCCAUCGAUGAUCCGGGGUCUGAGAGAACGGAGCCCGGACUUCCCCGACGUCACCUCCGGGGUCUACGUCUAUGAGGCAAUCACGGGGUCCGCGGCUGACAGCGCGGGCGUGAGGACCCAUGACGUCAUCCUGAGGAUCAACGGGCGGGCGGUGGAAACCACGCAGGACGUGAGCGAGGCCGUUGCCAACGACGACCUGCUCUCCGUGGUGCUGAGGAGAGGAGACCGAGACGUCACGCUCACCAUCGUACCGGCCCAGAUAGAUGGGUAGACCCACAGACAGACGGGUAGACCCACAGACAGACGGGUAGACCCACAGACAGACGGGUAGAACCACAGAUAGACGGGUAGAUCCAGAUGGGUAGAUCAAGAGACAGACGGGUAGACCCAGAGACAGUCGGGGAGACGAGAGACAAACGGGUAGAACGAGAGACAAACGGGUAGAACGAGAGACAGACAGGGAGACGAGAGACAGAUGGGUAGAACGAGAGACAGACGGGUAGAAU
Molecule: messenger RNA, 1972 nt
Organism: Gadus macrocephalus (Pacific cod)
Lineage: Eukaryota; Metazoa; Chordata; Actinopteri; Gadiformes; Gadidae
Gene: htra4
Product: HtrA serine peptidase 4
Exons: 9
Coding region: 262-1737 (491 amino acids)
Biological process (GO): positive regulation of apoptotic process; programmed cell death; proteolysis
Cellular component (GO): extracellular region
Molecular function (GO): serine-type endopeptidase activity; protein binding
Source: RefSeq, a predicted model, not a curated record